AUGGCCAUGUCAGGAGACUUCACCAGCAGUUCACUUAUUCCAAAUUUCAACGCUUUGGGUGCUGGUACUCCUGGCGUCGUAAACUAUAAUUUUGACUUCCAACAAACCAAUCAAAUGGUACCCGCUCCUGCUUGGAAUUAUCCAUCUCAAUAUUACAACCUGCUCAUCCACCGACAACUGAGCAACAGUCAACCCACUACAAGUGCUGUCCAACAGGAAACCCAAGAAACCAACUUAACCACGAAAAGGACUCGCACGGCAUAUACCUCUCAGCAACUUUUUGAACUCGAACGAGAAUUCAAUAGACGAGAAUUCAAUAGAGAUAAAUGUCUCACGAGGUCGCUGAGGAUUCAUCUGGCGGGGAGACUGAAAUUGUCCAAACAACAAGUAAAAGUCUGCUUCCAAAAAAAGGGGUGGGAAAACGUAUAUAAUCCCCGCAAUUUGUAG
Molecule: messenger RNA, 447 nt
Organism: Zophobas morio
Lineage: Eukaryota; Metazoa; Arthropoda; Insecta; Coleoptera; Tenebrionidae
Product: homeobox protein Hox-B3-like
Exons: 3
Coding region: 1-447 (148 amino acids)
Molecular function (GO): DNA binding
Source: RefSeq, a predicted model, not a curated record